Messenger RNA from Thermochaetoides thermophila DSM 1495, 1269 nucleotides. RefSeq lists its product as uncharacterized. The transcript is spliced from 4 exons. Bases 1 to 1269 code for a protein of 422 amino acids. The record is from RefSeq and is a predicted model, not a curated record. NCBI's taxonomy places the organism in Eukaryota, Fungi, Ascomycota, Sordariomycetes, Sordariales, Chaetomiaceae. Gene Ontology annotation, biological process: protein refolding; response to heat. Gene Ontology annotation, cellular component: cytoplasm. Gene Ontology annotation, molecular function: Hsp70 protein binding; ATP binding.
AUGGAUGCCGCUGACGAGGUCGAUCUUUAUGAGCUGCUUGGCGUUGACAAGUCCGCCAGUCCGAACGACAUCAAGAAGGCCUAUCGCAACUUGGCAAGGCAAUACCAUCCCGAUAAGGUGCCCGAAGAAAAGCGGGCAGAGUCUGAGGCCAAGUUCAAGGCAAUCGGACAGGCAUAUGAAAUCCUCAGUGAUGAAGAGAAACGCCGGAUGUAUGAUCUUCAUGGCAUGGCUGCCUUUGACCCCUCCAGGGGCAGCGGCAGCAGCGCCGGCGUCGAUCUGAACGACAUUCUCUCGCAGAUGUUCGGUAUGCACAUGGGCGGCAUGCCCCGUGGUGGCCCUGGUCGGCCCAGACGUGGACCGGACGAGGAGCAGCCCUACAAGGUCACCCUGGAGGAGCUCUAUAAGGGUAAAACCGUCAAGUUCGCUGCUGAGAAACAGGUCGUCUGCCCCCAAUGCAAGGGCAGCGGCGCCAAGGAUAAGGAGAAAUCCAAGCCCGAGAGAUGCCAGCGCUGCGGUGGUGUCGGGUUGCAGGAGGCUUUCCGCCAGAUUGGUCCCAACCUCAUGAGCAGAGAGACUGUUGCUUGCGACCACUGCCAAGGUUCGGGUACCUAUAUCAAGGAGAAGGACCGCUGCAAGAAGUGCAAGGGCAAGCGCACGGUCAAGGAGACCAAGGCUUUGGAGCUCUACAUACCUCGCGGCUCCAUGCAGGGUGAGCGUAUCGUCCUGCAAGGCGAAGCUGAUCAGUUCCCCGAUCAAACCCCAGGCGACCUGAUCUUCCAUCUCGUUGAGGAGCCUCACGACCGCUUUACCCGUAUUGGCCAUGACCUCUCUGCUGACCUCAACAUUACUCUUGCGGAGGCUUUGUGCGGGUUUUCACGUGUUGUCCUGAAGCAUCUUGACGGUCGGGGCAUUCAUAUCAAACACCCCCGCGGUAAGGUCCUCCGGCCGAAUGAUGUCCUUAAGGUGCCCGGCGAGGGCAUGCCCCACAAGAGGGGCGAGGGCAAGGGUGAUCUUUACCUGAUCGUGAAGAUCCAAUUCCCCGAGAACGGUUGGAUUUCCGAGGACAACGAUUAUGAAGCACUCCAGAAGAUUCUUCCUCCUCCCGCCGAACCUAUCACAGCUGACGAGGUUGAUGAUGUCGAGUAUGAAGAGAAUGCAGAUAUCGAAAAGAUGGGUGCUCACCAGGGUGACCCGCGCUAUAGUGGCGGCGAGUGGGAGGAUGAAGAUGAAGAUGAACAUGGUGGAGGCCCGCAGUGCGCCACGCAAUGA